Messenger RNA from Paramecium octaurelia, 612 nucleotides. Lineage: Eukaryota; Ciliophora; Oligohymenophorea; Peniculida; Parameciidae. The record is from the annotation of a GenBank genome assembly.
AUGAAUAAGUCCUUGUUUUAGGAGCAUUCGAAAAGUUUGCCUCCAUUUUUUGCUGAAAAUAUUUUAUAUUUAGAAAUGGAAGUAGAAUGCAAUAAUGUCACAAUAGAGGUUGUCAAUUAAUUGUUAGAAUUAUAUCGAGUAAUAUUUUAGGAUUCAACUAGAUUGGAGUAGAGUAUUUCGAAUCCAUAAAAAGCAAUAAAUUUUUGGUUUUCAAAAAUAAAACGUAAUAAUUGUUGAUGAAAGGAAAUGUCAAUCAAUGCAUGAAUGUCGCAUAUGAAGAGUUAAAAAUUGAAACAGCCUUAAAGAAGUCUAAGCAUGUUCAAAGUCAUGAUAUUCUCCCUCCUCCGUCUCCAAAAGUCAUUAUUCCCUAAAAAUCUUAAAAACAAUAAGAAUUAGAAAAUCAAUUCAAAUACAUUUAGGAAUAGGAUUAAAAGUUGUAAGUAAAUCAGCUUUUAGAAUUUCAUGGCUAUGAAUAAUAGAGAGUGACAAGAAUACACAACAAGUUGUAAUUUACAAUAUAAUAGAGCUCUCUAGGAAUAGGAGGAUCAAGUGUAAAUGCGAUUGCAAAGACGAAGAUUACAAUCGGUUAGACUCAAAGGAUAAAAAGAGUGA